Gregarina niphandrodes is the source of this 1119-nucleotide messenger RNA. RefSeq lists its product as hypothetical. The coding region runs from base 1 to 1119 and encodes 372 amino acids. The transcript has a single exon. The record is from RefSeq and is a predicted model, not a curated record. Lineage: Eukaryota; Apicomplexa; Conoidasida; Eugregarinorida; Gregarinidae.
AUGCCGGUAUCCACUGUCGCCUCCAGGACUCCUCUACGUUCCAUGGCGGUCGCGUCCCUUGCGGCGGUCAUGGUCACUAGCCAGGACGAGCAGCAGGGCUUGGUCCGCGUUGGCCGGGUGUGUGCUGAUGUGUUUGUAAACCCGAGUGUCAUCACGCCGUCGGAAGAGACCCCGGUUGCAACCCCCUCCGUGGACAGCAUGGUUCCGACCUCGGCCAACAUGGCCCCGGUCUUCCAGGCUACGUCCCCGGCAUUCCAGACCGCGUCUCCGGUAUUCCAGGCUAGCUCCCGCGAGGACUGCGCAGCGUGCAACCAAGAAGUUACCAGUCAAUGCGUGUUGACCCCGGGCUCCCUGCCCACCGCUCAGCCUGCUGCUCAGCCCAUUGCUGCUCAGCCCAUUGCUGCUCAGCCCACCGCGCAGACGCCUGGUGCUCAGCCCGAGGGACGAUGGGUCUACGUGCCGGCUAACGCUGCUCAGCAGCCGAUGCCCACCCAGCAGACCGGCUACACUGUCCUACCCCAGACCGUGCCCGGCCAGCAGCCGUUUGAGGAGCUGUUGAAGUAUGUGCCGGGUCAGGCGCCUGCGUCCAUCUUCCACGGGAUUGUCCCGUCGUCUUACAACGGUCCGUUUGCUCGCGUCUUUGCGAUGGACAAAAGCAGCGAUUUGGCUGAGGAUAAGAUGCCUUCGACCAUGGACGAGCUGCUCAACGGCAAGUUCAACGGAGCCUUCAUGAACCGCGUGCAGACCAUGCUGAGAAACGAGGAAAUUAGGGACCGCCUAAUGGAGCGUUAUGUCAAAGAGACUGCCGAGGACAUCCAUAACAUCUGCUCGGCAGCCCGCCUUAUGUCUCCGGGCGCCCUUAUGGACUGGCUCGUUGGCCGACCACUCUCUGAACGAAGUGCUCAGGAGGGGGCGGCACUCAAGGAGUCGUUCCUCACUAGCGUCCUUAAGUCCAACCUCCCUGGCGUCACGACCACCACUACCACCACGACCACCUCCAAGACUGUCCCGACCCCUGCCACUGACGAUGUGGAUGAUGACCUGGACUUGGAUGACGAGGACUUCAGCUCCGUCGAGGAUUUCGGUGGUGAAGAAUUCACCGUGCUCGAGCAGUUUUAG